Molecule: messenger RNA, 6951 nt
Organism: Hippocampus zosterae (dwarf seahorse)
Lineage: Eukaryota; Metazoa; Chordata; Actinopteri; Syngnathiformes; Syngnathidae
Product: vascular endothelial zinc finger 1-like
Exons: 7
Coding region: 116-1612 (498 amino acids)
Biological process (GO): regulation of transcription by RNA polymerase II
Cellular component (GO): nucleus
Molecular function (GO): RNA polymerase II cis-regulatory region sequence-specific DNA binding; DNA-binding transcription factor activity
Source: RefSeq, a predicted model, not a curated record
UGGUUGAUUUUAUUUGACCCAGCCCGCGGGAUGGCAGGAAGUUGCUGGCCAUGUUUAGCUGGCUGCUUUGUUGAGGACUCGUUGGUUUCCUGCAGGUUUUAGCAUAAGAGUUGCAAUGGAACCGAGCUGGAGUACGUUUUUAUUUCAACAGGCCAAUGAGGCGCUCCACCACCAGCACCAAUUAGCCGGGAACAGCCUCUUGCCUUUGCUGACUUCUGGAACGGAGCCGCCUGAUCAGAAACCGGUGCUACCCAUAGUGUUGGACCAGAAACCACCUGUCAGUGCUGCAGAACUGCUGAAAGACAAUGUGGCCAGCGGGACUGGUGGAGGAGGUGCUGGAGGACCUCCACUUGCUGUGGUCAAAAAAGAGCCUAAAUCCAAGACACCAUUCAUCUGCGGCUAUUGCAGCAAGGCUUUCCGGGACAGCUACCACCUGCGGCGGCACGAGUCAUGUCACACCGGCAUUAAGAUGGUUUCGCGGCCUAAGAAGACACAACCAGCUCCCACCAUGGUGCCAAUCAUAUCCACUGUACCUCGUGAUAACGGUGGAAACCCGUCAUACAUUACUACUGUAGCUGGUAUUUUGACAACAGCCACCACAUCAACGGGCACGAGUAUUAUGACCCCGAUGCAACACCAACAGCAGCAGAACAUCCCCAAGAAACCCCCAAAACCUGUGAAAAAGAAUCACGGCUGUGAAAUGUGCGGCAAGGCUUUCAGAGAUGUAUAUCACCUGAACCGCCACAAGUUGUCGCACUCUGAUGAGAAGCCGUUUGAGUGUCCCAUCUGUCACCAGAGGUUCAAAAGGAAGGAUCGAAUGACGUAUCAUGCGCGCUCCCAUGACGGCGGGGUUCACAAGCCUUAUAUUUGUUCCGUUUGUGGGAAAGGAUUCUCCAGGCCUGAUCACCUAAGCUGCCAUGUCAAGCAUGUCCAUUCCUCAGAGAGGCCUUUCAAGUGCCAAGUAACGGCCUGUACAUCUGCUUUCGCUACCAAAGACCGUCUUCGUUCUCACAUGAUCAGACAUGAAGGCAAAGUCACCUGUAACAUUUGUGGCAAAAUGCUAAGUGCUGCCUACAUCACAAGUCACCUCAAGACCCAUGGUCAGCCCAGCUUUAGCAACCAAUGUAACAAUAAAGGCAUAAAUGACUGGCAGUGGAACCACUCGGGGCCACGAAAAGGUGAUUUGACGGUAGGAGAGAUUUUAAAUAACUCCUUCCAAGUCCUAAUUGACAACUCCCACAAAGAUACCAACAACGUACACACCAAUUCUGCCACGACCACGCCUGUCACCAACUCUGCGGCCAUCACCUCGGCCAUGAACCGCGGCGGCAGUGCCAACAAUCCAGUCACCAUUGCUGCUCAGAUGAACAUCACCACCAGCACAGUCAACAUAACAAACCCCGUCAACCUGCAGCACCCUGUCACCAUCACGGGCCCUGUGAAUCUCGCCUCCGUCAACAUCCCCACGACAGCCCACAUGAAUAUCGCCCACCCCGUGGCCAUCACCACACCAAUGCCAAUGAAUAUCACCGGCCCACUGAACAUUGCAAUGAGGCCCAUGGAGAGCAUGCCUUUUCUUUCCCAAGUUCUGCCAUCCUCACCUCCUUGGUAGAGUUUGUUUUCUCGCCGCUGAGUUAACUGUUGAGAAUGUAACUGCUUAACAAUAGAUGAACCUGUCAAAUCUUAGUAUCAUAGCAGUCUCAGUGGAUGGGCCCUAUCUUAAACACUCAAGUUGGCAUACCAUACUAAAUAAUGCAACGGCACCCUACAACCCACAUGUAUUUCAAAUUGCACGAAUCAGUACUAAAACAAAUUUGUUAUUUAUGAGAGUAGAAAUGCUUGGAAAAACUCUUAAUCGUUUUAAACUCCUUGAUCGACAUACUAUAUGUGACAAAUGAAUUCAUCACAUUGAUGCAAAAUGACAUACUUUGUAAGUCAAAAAUUACCUCCAAAGCCGUCCCGCUGAAGUAAGGAGUGUUAAGACUUUCCAGACCUCUGUCUUGAAAAUGGACAAACAGAAGAUCAACAUUGCCUGGUGUCUAAUUUAAGUGAGCCCAUUCCUUGUAUUUUAUUUAUCUAUAUCUAUCUAUAUAUCUAUAUAUAUAUAUAUAUAUAUAUAUAUAUAUAUAUAUACAUACACACACCCAUACACACACUGUAUAUAUAUGUAAGCAAACGUUUAUGCCAAAGAUUUUCCAAGCAACAUGCUUCCCUAUUGAAAAGAUUGGGGAACCCAAAUACGUUUCAAUUAACUACCUGAUUGAGGGCUCACUUUGGAAGCUCUUCCAGGCAGUUUGUUUUAAUUAUGCACCAUAUAUUUAAACCUACGCUUACCGUCGUUGCAUCUAUCAUGAAAAACUUUGAUUAUGAUGAAGAUAGGAGGUUGUGUAAAACGUAAAUAAAAACAAAGCAUUGAUUUGGAAAUCGUUUUCUACAUAUAGCCAAUCGAACGGACAAAAAAGACAAGAUAUUUAAUGAUCAAACUGAUGAACGUUCCCCACAUAUCCAACUUAUUUUGAAUUUGAUGCCUGCAACUAAAAGUUGACUGGUGUAUGUUUGCCCCUGUGUGACAUCACUUCCUUUGAAGAACACUCAAUUGAGAACUCGGGACACUAAUUGUUGAAGCUUUAUAGAUGGAAUUCUUUUCCAUUCUUGGUUGAUGCACAACUUGAGUUGCUCGACAGUACGGGAUCUCCGUUUUCAUAUUUUGCGCUUCAUAACGUGACAGAUAUUUUCGUUGGGAGACAGGUCUGGACUGCUGACAGGCAAGCUGAGUACUCAUACUCUUAUAACGAAGCCACACUCACUGUUGUAACAGAUGCAAAACGUGUCUUGGAAUUGUCUUGCUGAAAUAUGCAAGGAAGUCUCUCAAAAAUACAUUGCUUAGAUGACAACAUAUGUUACUCCAAACCCAAGAUGUACCUCUCAGCUAUGAUUACUGAUGUUUGCUUUUGAACUUUGCGCUGAGUCCAAAUGUUAUUUUUCCUCUUUCGCCUUGCAUCGUAGACUUUUAACUUGCAUUUUUGCACAUGUAGUGACUCACCGUUCAACAAUUUAACUGACAAACGUUUUCUAAAGUGUUUGUGAACCCAUUUGGCAAUAUCCUAUUGUGGCAAUGUUUUUUUAAUGCAGUGCCACCUCACAGAUUGAAGAUCACAGGCAUCCAAUUUUCUAUUUCUCCAGAUUGUAGAUGAUUAAAACCCUAAAUUCCUUGCAAUUGUAUGUUGAGAGACAUUAGCCCUGGUUGAUGAAUGUGCAAACACACACACCAUUUGGUGUGCAAAACGUUGAUAUGCACAGAGGCAUGAUUCAUCCAUAAUAUCGUAAUUCAUUUUAUGCUUAGCUGCAAACAAAUUUAGAACAUCCUCAGAUCAUUCAUGCGCACUAAGAGUGACGAACCAAUCGUUUCGGGGAUGCUCCUUUCAUACCCAAAAGCACUCGCUGAUCUUGUUUAAUUUUUUUCCCCCAUAAUUGUUAUUUAAGCAUUGCUCAACUUUCCUAGUUUUGUUUCCCCCACCCCAGCUUUUUGGGAGCGUGUUGAUCAAAUUCAAAAUGACGGAGUAGAAUAAUGGAGGAAAAAAAACGUCAUCAGUUUCAGCAUUAAAUAUCUUGCCCUUGUGUUGUAUAUUGCCCUUGUAAUUGAAUAUAGGUUGAAAAGGAUUUCAAAAUCAUAUUCUCUUUUUAUUUACAUUUUACACGACGACCCAGCUUCAUUGGAAUUGGGACGUGUAGCUCACAACUUUAGCUUAGCUCAAAAUUGUAUAUUGCUCAGUUUUAGGUCAGACUAUUUUCAAACAGAUAUUCACUAGUUAUGAGCAUUAAUAUUUAAAGUUGUAUCGCCAAUCAUUACAUUGUCAGCAGUUACACUUCCCACCAUAAUUUUGCUUUUCAAACUUUUUCGUUUUGAAGAUAAGAGAGAUGAGGUUGCUAGCUGGCUCACUGCAGCUGCUUCACGAGCAAGCGCAUGGGAAAGAUUUGCUAUGUGCUGGGCAUUUGAUGUCAACGAAUGUGACACUACAACAAAUCUUCCAUCCGGGUGUGUUGCUACCAGAGGGUGUGAAAAAUGAUUCCUAAUUAGAAUGAGUUUGUUUAUAGAUUUGAAAUAUUUUAGAAGGCUUAACAGUAUUUAAUAGUUUCUGUAUUUUAAAGGAUUCAUUUAGGAGGUCGGUGUUGAGCAAUAUUUCAGAUUGCGUUGAUGUUUCCGAGGCUGGCUCGAACAAUUCUUGUAAAUGAAUUCCUCCCGUGGUGGUAUUUUAAAAUGGCUGGAAACUGGUCACGUGUCAUCACUGCUGGAUACUCUUCACACAUUUGUGAUUUCAUCAAUUUUGGAUUCUUUUAAGUAUUUAUAUGAGGACAUGACAGUUAACGGUACAAAAAGAAGGGAGAUUUUAUUUUAUUUUUUUUAACUGAAAGCAGAGGGUUUGCCCUUAAAAGACAGUAUUAUCAAAGGUCAAAUGGAAAGAUUCCGUUUUUUGUUGUUGUUUUUUUUUGGUAGAGGUGUAUAGAUUUUCUUAGUUGCACAUGGACUGUGCAAGCCAAGCCCAAAGUUUUUGGGUAGAUUAGAAUGUUUACAUUUAGCAGGCAUAGGAUCCCAAUUCUGCAAGUAAAACACAGAUGACUGAGAUUAGUCUUUUAUAAUAUGUUAAUGACUGGUCUUUUUUUUAUUUUUGUGUGUGUGUGUAAAUCUAAAACACUAUAUGGUUGGCUUUUUACCUGUGGAAGUGUCAGUCUGACUUUGCACCACAAGCUACAAUGUAAGAACAAUCUCAGCAUUGAUAUGGCCAUCCAAGAGCAAGAGUGCCAAACAAUGAUCAAUGGAUAAAGCUUUUCUCCACCAAGUGCAUAAAAAUACUGGAUUCUUCAGUUUCAUGUGGCAGGGCUACAACCCCAUUUGGCCAAACAGUGCAUGCCACACAUGGUCGAGGAAGUAUCGGUGAUUUCGCAUUUCUAAAAUGAACUCGGUCCAAAAACAAAUUGUUAAAAAAAACACACACACAGCCCUUCGCCAGUAUACUGUAUCUUGAGCUCUCCAAAGACUUUUAAUGAUGAGGAAAUGGGUGGGAAAAUUAUCACCAGCGUUAUUUUGAAAUUGGAAGUUAAGUCAAAAAUGUUUUUGAACAAUCAUAUGUUCCGUGUAAUCACAGGAGUCGAAACAUUGUAUCCGAGUAAUGUCUUUCUACUCCCCUAUGUCGUGGACUGAAAUUGACAGCAUUACCGAUGUCACAUGACCAAACCCGAUACAGGUGAGGCGUGAUGUUUGUCAUGCGGGCCCGAGGGCACUUGGAUGUCAAUUUUUCUCGAGGAGUAACAUUGUUCCUGUGAAGUGGCCAAUUUUGUUUUUAUCUUGAUUUUACAACCUCUUAUGCAAUCCUGUUAAUAUUAAAUGGUAUCAGACAUUAGCUGGGAGCGGUAGCAGAGCUGAAAGCUAAUUUAAUACAAUUUCAUUUCAGGAAUUAUUUUUCUGUGCCGGGAAAAAAAUAACAGGUCUAAAGUUUAUCUAUCUUUUUAACAAUGGGGAAGUAGAAGUCAAGAGUCUGAUUUCAGAUUUCACCUUCAAACUUUUAGUUUUGGUUUGUUAAAUCAAAGCAGCAUUCCUUAUUUGUGGAAAUGUCUCAACAUCAAGGCAUAAGAUUAUUAUUUUUUUUUCCGUAAGCACAGCAAUAGUAGCCUAACAUGUUGUUUUCACAGCAUGAAAUGUCCUUACUGAUUUUGGUUUCUACAUUUUUGGAGUCUUUUGUCAUGUAAUGUAACUGUGUUGACACUUUGAUCCCUUUACGUUAUCCCCAACAUGCGUUUAGACCGGCCUGGAUGCAGUGCAGUCUUUGGUUAUUUUUGUUUUUAUUCCAGGCACAAUCAUUCUGUGGCUUUAUGUGAUGUUCAGUCCACCAAAUUUAACAAUGUGAAUGAAGCCUGUUUGAAGUUGAGUGGUGACUCUCAAGCACUUGCAGCAAACUAGGAUAUGCACACUACAACAGAGUGGUACUUAAAGGGGCAUUUCAGUUUGGUGGAAUGAUACAAGGGUCUUGUCAUUGGCCAAGAUGCUUUUUUUUUUGCUCGUUUAAUUGUGUGCAUGGCAGCACUGUGCUCCAAGGGAAAUGCUUUAAUGUGGAACGGCAUUAUGAUCUUGGAAUGUUUUAAAAUUCAUUUUAUAGUUGUUAUUUUUAUUUACAAUGUUGCAUGUGAACUGAACUUGUCCAUAAUAGGUUUAAAUUGAACAACCUUUUUUCUUAUUUUUUUUUUUAAGAAGGAUAGUGACAUAGGAAAUCAAAACACUAAAAAAAUAGGGUAAAAUCAAGCAUGUGCUGUUAUAUGUCCUUUUCUAGUGGCUGUAAACAAAUGUGCCUGAAAUAUUUUGCAAGACUUCUUCACACGCUGAUGCUUCCUGCCUGUCAGGUUUGACGAAAUAUACUGUGAAGGAAGCCUUUUUCAGAUGUUGGCCAAUGUCUGGCGACUAAACUAUGGCAUUUUAUUUGAUGAAAAUGAUUGCGGUGUUACUCCAGUGAAAGAAACACCUUGCAUCAGGAUUAGCUAUGAGUCAUGACGAUACAAGUAAUUGACAUUUUUGAAAUCAUUAUCUUUGGGAACGCGGGGGUGAAGGGGGGAGGUGACUUGCAAAAAGUGUUUAUUUGGCCAAAUAGUCGGGGGGUUAAUAUGGUAAAUGUUGUGAAGGCAAAUGAAUGUAUAUCUUUGUACAAACCGUUUAGAUCAGAGGACUUAGUUAUAGUUAUGACAGACAUGCAAGGAAAAAAAACUUUUUAUAAAACAUUUUGUAUUAGAUCAUUAACAAGUUUUGUACAUACGGAGGCUAGACUUUCUGAAUAGCAGAAAGGUACAACAUUCCUACAUUUUUUAAAAAUGUAUGUCCACUGAGAAUAAUUAUGUAAACAUGUGCAAUGUUUUAUGUGCCUUUUAUUUGGGUUUGUCUAAAUAAAAGAAAACAGUAAAACAUGA